Molecule: messenger RNA, 1644 nt
Organism: Fonsecaea erecta
Lineage: Eukaryota; Fungi; Ascomycota; Eurotiomycetes; Chaetothyriales; Herpotrichiellaceae
Product: 1-pyrroline-5-carboxylate dehydrogenase
Exons: 2
Coding region: 1-1644 (547 amino acids)
Cellular component (GO): mitochondrial matrix
Molecular function (GO): L-glutamate gamma-semialdehyde dehydrogenase (NAD+) activity
Source: RefSeq, a predicted model, not a curated record
AUGGUCGUGUACCCUACCUUGCAUUGGCUAACAUAUACUCAGCUACAUUAUGCACCGUCAUCUCCGGAACGGGAAAAGUUGAUUGCGGCGGUCCAGGAUCUCCGCCAGAAACUUCCAGUCCGUGUACCAUCAAUUAAAAACGGACAGGAGGUAGCAACCCGCCCCAGCACGUCUGAUUCAGAGACCUAUAUGCCUUCGGAGGUUUCGUCGAUUUUCGCCAGAUAUACUCCGACAACAGAGGCGGACGUAUCAGCCGCCAUCGAGGAGGCGUUGAAGGCUAAGACGGCAUGGCAAGAUACACCCUUUGUCGACCGGGCAGCGGUCUUUCUCAGAGCAGCAGAACUGGUCUCUGGAAAGUACAGAUUUGAGUUGAUGGCUGCAACGAUGCUUGGGCAGGGGAAAAAUGCCUGGCAGGCGGAGAUUGAUGCUGCGGCGGAGCUGGCUGACUUUUUCCGUUUCAACGUCUCAUUUGCCGAAGAGAUCUAUUCCAGGCAACCUACACUGAAUGAGCGCGGACAAGCAGGGCGCAUUGACUGGCGUCCACUGGAAGGAUUUGUAUAUGCCAUUUCGCCUUUCAACUUCACCGCCAUUGGCGGGAACCUUGUAUCUGGUCCGGCUCUGCUUGGAAACGUUGUUCUUUGGAAACCUUCUCCUUCCAACGUAUAUGCAAGCUACCUGGUAUAUAAGAUCCUCCGCGAGGCAGGCCUCCCGCCGAAUGUUGUGCAGUUCGUCGGUGGAGAUGCUGAGAUGAUCACAAGAGUGGCUCUUGCACAUCCGGAACUGUCUGCUAUUAAUUUCACAGGGUCGUCAGACGUUUUCCGCAGCCUAUAUGGCAAGAUAGCAGACGGCGUGAGGGAAAGAAGAUAUCGUGACUUUCCGCGACUGGUCGCGGAGACAUCCGGCAAGAACUUUCACUUGGUUCAUCGGUCUGCCGAUAUCAGUAAUGCUGUAAAGCAUACGAUCCGUGCUUCUUUCGAGUAUGCCGGCCAAAAGUGCUCGGCUUGCUCGCGAAUCUAUAUCCCACAAAGCCGUGCUGAACAAUUCUUCUCUGAGCUGAAGCAGGAGUUGAGAAAGGUCAAAGUGGGCCCGCCCGAGGACUUUGAAAGCUUUACUGGACCUGUCAUACAUCAAGCAGCCUUCAACAAGAUCACCAAGGUUAUUGAUGCUGCGAACAAGGAUAGUCAGCUGGAGCUUGUGGCAGGGGGCAAGUACGAUGGCAGCAAAGGCUUCUUCAUCGAACCGACCGUCUACUCUGCAAAAGCGGUGGAUCAUCCUCUCUUUGACCAAGAGCUCUUUGGUCCAGUUUUGGUCACCCAUGUCUAUCAAGACGAGCAAUUUGACUCACUCUUGACCAAUAUCGACAGACAAGGCGGUGGCUUCGCUCUGACUGGUUCCAUCUUUGCAACCGACACAGCGGCCAUUCGGCAAGCCGAAAACGGGCUCCGCUAUGCAGCUGGGAAUUUCUACAUCAACUGCAAGACGACUGGGGCCGUCAUUGGACAACAGUCUUUCGGAGGAGCACGGGCCAGUGGUACCAACGACAAGGCUGGCAGUGCAAACAUGUUGAUGCGGUUCACAGCUCCCCGAACUCUGAAGGAGGAGUACCAUACCCUCGAGACUGUGCUCUAUCCAAGCAACGGCUGA